Messenger RNA from Molossus molossus (Pallas's mastiff bat), 945 nucleotides. It is a transcript of the gene CALHM4, whose product is annotated as calcium homeostasis modulator family member 4. Gene Ontology annotation, molecular function: monoatomic cation channel activity. The transcript has 2 exons. The record is from RefSeq and is a predicted model, not a curated record. Lineage: Eukaryota; Metazoa; Chordata; Mammalia; Chiroptera; Molossidae. Bases 1 to 945 code for a protein of 314 amino acids.
AUGGGCUCAACUCUCAACAAUAUUGGGUCUUCUCUGCAGAGAAGUGGAACAUUGAUCAAUUUUUUAAUUGCUGGUUUGACUAUUUGUGGGCAACAACUGUUCUCCUCUUUCACAUUCAGAUGUCCCUGUCAGGUUGGGAAAAAUUUCUCUUAUGGUUCUGCUUUCCUAGUCAUUCCUGCCUUGAUCCUUCUGGUUGCUGGUUAUGCUCUGAGAAGCCAAAUGUGGAGAAUUUCAAGUGACUGCUGCUGCAACUGUGUCCCUCCAUACCAGAGAGUCAGCCCCCUGGAGCAGAAGCUGGCUUGCCUUCGGUUCUUCAGCAUCACCGGGAGGGCUCUCAUUGCUCCAUUGACGUGGCUGGUGGUGACCCUGAUGACAGGCACCUACUAUCAAUGUGCAGCAAGUGAAUUUGCAUCUGUGGACCAUUACUCGGCGUUUGACAACAUCAGUGCCAACAAGCGGGAAGAGAUCGUAGCUGGUUUUCCAUGCUGCAAAUCAGCUCCAUCUGACAUGAUCCCGGUAAGAGAUGAAGUAGCUCUUCAGCACAGAUACCAGUCACAAAUGCUGGGCUGGAUUUUAAUCACCUUGGCAGCUAUCGCUACCCUCGUCUCCCGCUGUUUGGUGAGAUGCUGCUCUCCCCUCACACCUCUGCAGCACUGCUACUGGACCAACCACCUCCGCAACGAGAGGGAGCUCUUUGAACAAGCUGCAGAGCAGCACUCGCGCCACCUCAUCAUGCAGCGCAUAAAGAAAAUAUUUGGCUUCAUUCCUGGAAGUGAAGACGUCAAACACAUCCGUAUUCCUUCAUGUCAGGACUGGAAAGAUAUUUCAGCACCCAGUCUUCUCUGCAUGGGUGAUGACUUGAAAGGUCACUAUAGCUUCCUUGGAGAGCAGGUGGAUGAAGUUAAUGAGGAAAGCAAAUCAGAAGGCAUUGAAUUAAAACCUUGA